Messenger RNA from Diabrotica balteata, 3998 nucleotides. The record is from the annotation of a GenBank genome assembly. NCBI's taxonomy places the organism in Eukaryota, Metazoa, Arthropoda, Insecta, Coleoptera, Chrysomelidae.
GUACGCAUCUAAAAAUAUAACCUUAGUUAUGGCAAAAAGUUCUAAUAUUAUUAUUUAGUUGUAAUUCGAAAUAAACGCUACAAUGAACGAUAAUAUAAUUUCCGAAUUGGAGAAAGCUGCCGAAAUAAUAAUGGCACCUCCAAAUGUUAUAUCAAACGAACAAAGACGUUUAGCGGAAUCUAUUUUCCUAGAUUUUAGGAAAAGCAAAUCACCCUAUGGACUAUGUCGAGAUAUUUUGGAAAAGUCUCAGAAUCCAUAUGUCUUAUUCGAGGCAGCUGAAGUAUUAAAAGUAGCCAUUAUCAGAGAGUGGUCAUUUUUAUUUGAAAAUGAUAAAACUUCUCUACGGCAAUACUUGUUUCAAUAUAUUACCACCAGAAAUUUACCCCCGUUUGUAAGAGAUCGUAUUUUACAAGUUAUUGCUAUUAUGGUCAAAAGAGCAAGCAUUGAUGAUGGGGGAAGAGAAAGAGCAAAUAUUUUAAAACAAGUUGAGAGUUUGAUUGUUAAUGCUGAGCCUGCUAAGAAAAUUCUGGGAUGUAACAUAAUAUCCAAUUUAAUGCAAGAAUAUGCAACAACGGUAAAAUCGACUGAUGUAGGGCUUACAUGGGAAGUUCACUUCAAAGCCAAGAAACAAUUUGAGGCAACAGACUUAAAGAGGAUUUUUCAAUUUUGUAUAUACCUUCUGUCGGAAGUUGUGAAGAAUGAUCCACCAUAUUCUGACACUUUGUUGGAGCUCUCCAGACAUUUGCUGAAAAUUACAGAAAGUGUUUUAACAUGGGCUUAUGUGUCAUCGAUUCUUCCCAAGAAAAUAGUCGGAAUAUACGAGUCAAUCUAUGAAGCCUUAAAACUAAACGAAUCAUGGUCUGAGAUUGUCCUUAAUCCUGACUUUCUUCCGCUGAUGUUUCAAAUAUACUGGAAAGUCAGAGAUAUAGACCAACUGGCGCAUCAUUCCUUAAUUUGUCUGAUCCAGCUAGCGUCUCUAUCAGGAGGCAUUCUUCCCAAUGAUGAGACUCGAUUGAAGUAUCUGCAUUCUUAUUUGGUGUCAUUUUUUAAUCUCAUCUCAAAUGUUACCAUAAAAAAUAAGGAGGCGUUGGGUUUGUCAAAUAUCGUGAAGAAGUUAAUCACGUUUUUCUUACCUUGCAUUUUUCAGUUACCAGAUGGAAUGAAAGAUACUUUAUUAGAUGAAUUUACAAGAAUUACUUGCCAUCUGUGCGAUGGAGCUGCAAUGGAAGAAAUAGAAAACGAAGAGGACCGAUAUUUUACCGACGCAUUUGACAACAUGUUAGAAGCUUGGACCGGCCUAAUACAAGACCUCUCACACUCACAUUACGACGAAAAAUUUCAAGACUGCGCCAAACAAGUGUUUAAUAAAUACGUUCAAUGCCAUCUAGCACCACCGGAUGGAUGUAGAAGAAGUAAUGUAGACGUAGACGAUGAUAAUGAAGAUAACGACAGGGUUAGAUACAAAGAUCAGUUACAGGUUAUAGGAAUGUUCGGUAGAGUUGUACCAGGCCAUUCCUUACAGGUUUUGUACAAAUUACUUGAAGACCGUAUAACGAAGUUUUCUUACCACAUACUAUCGAUGCAAAAGGGUGCGAUGAAUUUGAAUCAACACGCAGGAUUAACCGAUCUAUUCGAAGAUAUCCACUGGGUAACUUUAAUUUCUGGGCAUAUUAUUUGUAUGGAUAGCGAUGGAGAGACGCCGAUGAUUCCGUCAGCCAUUAUGAAAUAUUCAAUAGAUCAACAUAAAGGCCAACAGUCCACAUUACAAGCUUCUAUGGCCGCAAUAGAAGCUCUUGAGACAAAAUUUUCGCAGCCCGAAAACCUUGAUCAAUGCGAUCACGUUAUCCGAAUACUUUUCGAUGUUAUGAAUCUAUGUACCUUGGAAGAUUACGCGGCUUCGGCUAAGUUAAAGCAUUUAAUGAGUCCAGAAGUAGGAUCCACGGCCAUGUGGUUCUUGAAGAGAUGGUGUUUAUCAUAUCUGUUGCCGGUUGAAAAUUAUUACGAAGAGCUGAGUCCGACAUUAAUAGGAUGUUUAGGAAAAGACACACAAGGCGCUAGAUUGGUUGUAUCUUAUGUGUUAUCAAAAAUCCAGUCAAAUCUCUUUCAUUUUCAAUCAGAACCGAUACUGCUCCGGGAUACAGUGGAUUUAUUCUGUGAUAUUGUCUGCGUGAAACAAAAGUCAUCGCAUAUAGUAAGAACAGAAAGCAUGCGAAACCUGAUAAAACUAUUUGGUAGCCUAGAACCUGGAUCUUUACCACCCAAUAUCAUCCGAGGCCUUUGUAAAGGAUUUGUUCUAGCCGGAGUAGCUCUUGAUACGAGAAACGAUAGCUUACACAAUUCCAUGAACGAAUACUAUGACUUGAUUUUGACACCUCUACAACAAAGAUUCAAAGCCGUGUGGGGACAGGAGAACUUUACUAGAAUAUACCAAGAGGAAAGAAUACAAAAGAUUGUUGUAGACUUACUGGAGGCGUUUAUAGGAAUCGCUAAAGGCUCCUUGAUGCCUAGUUCGACGGCGUUAUUUCAUUUUUUAGCCCCUAUAUUAAGCGAAUUGCCAGCUCUUAUUACGGUUUAUCAUAAUUAUCAAGUAAUUGUUCAGCUCGUUUUAGAGCUGUUUGGACAAUGCGCUAAGUACAUGUUGUGUUACCUUACCCCUUUAGAUAGUAAGAGAUUAUACGAAAGUUCUUUAGCAACUGUACAGGCGUAUGCGAAGUGCAAUCAAGGUAGAUUCACAACUGAAACAUUCGCCGAAGAAAGCAGCUUCCAGGAUCUCGCUCUUAUUUUAGAUCUGCUCACUUUUAUUCUCUCCAAAGACUGUGUUGACUUAUGCACUGAGACUGAUACCGAAGAAAUCUCUGUGGUGGCGUCUGACGUCUCACUUUUCGGCUUAAACUUCAUUAUGCCGCUGAUGACUAGAGAUUUACUGAACUACCCAAGCCUUUGUGCUCAAUACUAUAGACUGUUGGUGCUUAUUAAUGAUAUUUACCCGGAAAAAAUAUGCAAUUUACCGCCUGAACUUCUGAACACUUUAUUAAGAUCCAUAGAGUUGGGCCUGACUAAUUUCGGUUCAGAUAUAGUCCAGGCUUCGCUGGAUUUUAUACAGGUCAUGGCAACGUACAUAUGUACAAAAAAUUUAGUGCAAAAACCAUUCGCCCAAGCCAUCAGACCUUUCUUAAAAUUAGUAAUAGACUUAACUUUAUCACAUCAAAUCAAUACAGACACAGUAUGUUCGGCUAGUACUUGUAUAUACGCCCUUAUGUGCUGCUUCCAAGACGAUUAUAAAAUGUUGGUGCAGAGUUUGAUCCAAAUGCAAUCAGAUCCGACGACGGCAGAUAGAUUGACAGCCGCUUUUAACAACUUGGUACUGAAUGUAGACAUGAGCGGUAACCGAUUGCCUAAACUGAAAUUUAGAGAUAACUUUGAUAAGUUUUUAGCUAACGUUCAUGGAUUUUUGUUGGUUAAGUAGCAUUAAGCGUUAGGAUUAAUGUAUGUUGUUUUAUAUAGAUAAUGUAAAAUAAAACUAUUUUUUCACGAAAAUGUUGAGACGAUAGGUUUAUUAUUUAUUUAACAUCUUUGAGAUAACGUCACUAAAGUAUAUGAUGUACAGCAAAAUAUUUACUGGAUAACUACUAGGUUCGAAGUACAAAAUGGUUGUCAGUAUGCUCGCCUCUAGUUUGUUGAGUUACGGUAUCUUAUGUGACAAAAGGACGGUUGUAAUGCCUUGUAACAUACAGGGCAGUACAGGUUAACCCUUUCGCUGCGUAAAGCGCACAAUGGCGUCCUCCCAUUUCUUUGUAAAAUGCGUAUGGCGCACAUAAGCAGCCUAUGUAUAUGGUGAUUUUCAUAUACAUUUAAAAUUGACUCAGUUUCAGGAGAUCAAGAAAACUUUGUCCGCAUUUUAUUAAAGGCCACUUCUAUUCAUAGGUGGCGUCGCGGCUCAGUGAAUUAUGUGGUUAGGUUUGCAAAGAUAUUCAUAGGUGGCGUCACAGACCAGUUAC